Trifolium pratense (red clover) is the source of this 2192-nucleotide messenger RNA. Its product is annotated as transcription factor GTE12-like. Gene Ontology annotation, molecular function: protein binding. Bases 364 to 1908 code for a protein of 514 amino acids. NCBI's taxonomy places the organism in Eukaryota, Viridiplantae, Streptophyta, Magnoliopsida, Fabales, Fabaceae. The transcript is spliced from 10 exons. The record is from RefSeq and is a predicted model, not a curated record.
UAAGUGAACUACCAAAAAUAUCUAUCUAUCUAUCUAUCAAGUACCAAAAAAUAAACCUUUCUCAAAAGUCAAUAUCUCACUCUUUCUUCAUUCAUCACGCGUAGAUAACAAAAAACCCUAAAUCGCGUUUUUACUCACAUCGCAGUUGCGGUGGCGGUGUUUCUCUUCUUCUCUUUCCGUCGUCGAUCAAGAGGGGUUUCGCUACCCUUUCUCUCUGGCUCAGUUAAGGCUGUCCAGGUGACCUGUCUUCAUAUGGACUGAUAGCUUGCUUGAUGCCUUUGUGUCAAAGGUGUUAGAGAAUCUUCUGGCUUUUUGAGAAAUUGGAAAUUUGGAGUGUCCUCGCACUCAAAGGGUUAUAUCAUCAUGAUUGCCACCGAGACUUUUGCACCAACUACAAAGUUGAAGAUCAAAUUCUCCACCAAAAGGAUAGAAGUCGUUUCUGGGCCGAAGUGUCAGUUUGGAGAGAAAGCGUCUCAACUUGAUGUGAAUGGACCCUGUAAUUCCAUCAAAAAGUCCUCUCUGUCAGGUUCCAAUAAAAGGGAACCUUCAGGGAAUAUUGAGGGCCCAAAGAAUAAAAGGCAGAAACUCGAUCGGAAAGGGUCACAGCAGUGUGCUUCAAUCCUCAAAUCAUUAACAUCUCAUCCCUACAGCUGGGUGUUUAAGACCCCUGUGGAUCCUGUAGCGUUGAACAUUCCAGAUUAUUUUACGGUCAUAUCUCAUCCCAUGGAUUUAGGCACGAUUAAAUCCAAGUUGGAGAAAAAUGUUUAUUUUAGCAAAGAGGAGUUUGCAGCUGAUGUCAGAUUGACCUUUUCAAAUGCCAUGACAUAUAAUCCUCCAGCCAACGAUGUUCAUUUGAUGGCAAAGGAGCUCAACAAAUUAUUUGACAGAAAAUGGUAUGACAGGGAUAAAAAAUGGAAUUCUGAAGAUGAGCUUGGGCAAAGCGGGACUGAAAUAAUUAAAGAAACUGUGAGAAAAAGUUGUAAUGGCACUCAAUCCCGGCAUAAAGAUUCCUUGUCCAAAAAGUCCCGAGCAUCUGAACCCAAAGGAAUUCAUAAGAUUAGUUCAAUGACAACAAGAGAUGCUAAAGUGGAGGUACCUAAAUUAUCGCAUGUUCCUUGCAAAUCACUUGAGAAGGACUUGAUUAAAGGAUCUGAAGACAGGGAGCCACCUACGUGUAGUGCUUCUGCUUUGAAACAGGACUGCCAGACUAAAUGUGCAUCACCUUUGCAGAGGAAGUCUGAUCCUGGUUCUGAUGGGGCUGUAAGUUCUUUAGAUAGUGAACACGCAUGUCCUAGUUCUCAGCAUGCAACUCUUGCUACUGAUGCUUCUUCUGGUGAAGUAUGGAGCACCCCUGUUCUUCCUGCCCAGCUUUCACCUAAAAAGGCUCUUCGUGCUGCUAUGCUCAAAAGCCGAUUUGCAGAUACCAUUUUAAAAGCACAACAAAAGACUCUUCUUGAACAUGGUGAUAAGCGCGAUCCUCUGAAAAUGCAGCUUGAAAAGGAGAGAUUGGAAAGGAUACAACGUGAAGAACGAGCAAGGAUUGAAGCCCAAAUUAAAACGGCUGAAGCUGCUGAAAGAAUGAGGGCAGAGGAAGAAUCAAGGAAACAAAGAGAAAAGGAAAGAGAAGCUGCACGAGCUGCUAUAGAAAAGAUUAAGAGAUCUGUUGACAUUGAACAUAAUUUGGAGGUCGUGAAAGAACUGGAGAGUUUGAGUGGAUGUACGCUGUCUUAUAAAGCCCUGGGCAGUAGAAAUGACCACAGAACUGCAAUGGAGAGAUUGGAUAAACUUCAGUUUGAGAACCCAUUGGAGCGACUUGGUUUAUUUAUCAAGGAUGAUUACAUCGCAGAUGAAGAUGAGGAGGUUCUGAACGGAGGAGGAGGUGGCUGGGAGGAAGGGGAAAUUUUUUGAUACACCUUUGUUCUGCCAGUAUUGAUUGUUUAUAUCCUUUAGACAGGAAAAAUACAAUAAUUGUAUAUGCAAAUAUUGCAGUAGAAUUGGGUCUUUGAUCAUGUGUGUCCCAUUAAUUGGAAUAUAAAGUCCUGCUGGUAUUUUGCAUAGAGGAAUCCUCUGGCAAACUUAGAAAGCACUGAUAGACUUAUUGUAUGUGAUAUAAAAAUGAUGAGACUGCUAAAAACCAAAAAUAUUGAUUAGUUGUCUUUAAUGGCUUCGAACUGUUUGUGCAUUUUUUGCUU